Oppia nitens is the source of this 853-nucleotide messenger RNA. RefSeq names its product ER degradation-enhancing alpha-mannosidase-like protein 3. Gene Ontology annotation, molecular function: calcium ion binding; mannosyl-oligosaccharide 1,2-alpha-mannosidase activity. The record is from RefSeq and is a predicted model, not a curated record. The coding region runs from base 378 to 803 and encodes 141 amino acids. Lineage: Eukaryota; Metazoa; Arthropoda; Arachnida; Sarcoptiformes; Oppiidae. The transcript is spliced from 5 exons. Gene Ontology annotation, biological process: mannose trimming involved in glycoprotein ERAD pathway; endoplasmic reticulum mannose trimming; carbohydrate metabolic process. Gene Ontology annotation, cellular component: endoplasmic reticulum; membrane.
UAAUGUGUCAACAAUUGUAUCACUCAUUCAUUCAUUCAAUCAAUUGAUUGACUAUUUGUUUAUGUUUUUAAUCGAUGUGUCACUCAAUGAACAGAUAAUCAUGUGUUAUGUUGUGUCCAUCACUGGUCUAAUUGUCACUCAUAACAGUUCCACACAAUACUAAUGUGUUGGUUAAAAACAAUAACAACAUUACCAUCAAUGGCCACAUCAUCGGUGACUACAUAUCGUAAUUGUUGUCGUCGUCAUCAUCGGUAUAAAUCAAUUGAUAUGUGGACUCAAUUAGUGAUAAUUGUAUGUCUGUAUCAACUGAUGACUUGUAUUACACAUGAGGAGCGAAUACAGCUCAGCCGAAAUUGUUGAACCAAAAGUAUCAGCUGAUGGCCUGGUAUUCGGGACAACUGCUCGAAUUGGCCAAAGAUCUCGGCUAUCGGUUGUUACCCGCGUUUAAUACAACCACGGGAAUACCUCAUCCAAGAAUUAAUCUCAAAUAUGGCCUCAAAUCUGAUAACUUGGGCUUUGCGCGUGAGACGUGCACGUCAUGCGCUUGGAUUAUGAUCCUAGAGUUUGCCGCAUUAAGUCCUCUCACAGGAGAUCCAGUAUUUGAAUUAAAGGCACGCAAAGCGAUGGAUUAUUUAUGGCGACAACGACACCGACAAUCAGAUUUGGUGGGAAACGUCAUCAACAUUCAUACGGGUGAUUGGAUUCGACGCGAGUCGGGUGUCGGCGCCGAGAUUAGUUUCGCGAGAUGUUAUUUCACGCGUACGACUCAUAUAUACGGUACGCAUUUCCCGCCGAUGAACUGAUGCCACUGUUGUGUAGGGGUCGGUAUCGGGAUCACACGUUGUGGUCAAUA